Sodiomyces alkalinus F11 is the source of this 1030-nucleotide messenger RNA. RefSeq names its product integral membrane protein. The record is from RefSeq and is a predicted model, not a curated record. The transcript has 3 exons. The coding region runs from base 237 to 701 and encodes 154 amino acids. NCBI's taxonomy places the organism in Eukaryota, Fungi, Ascomycota, Sordariomycetes, Glomerellales, Plectosphaerellaceae.
UAACAUCAAACCUCGUGAACUCGAACCACGUUCUCAUCCCCUAGCCGAGACCGCCGCGCAGACACAGCAAACGACACCGCAUUCGCAAGGCUGCCUACGGCUCAGCGAUCGACAUUUUCACGAGAAGCUCACCAAGUAUAGCAGGACUGUCCUUCAUCUGCCCUCGGCACGGAGUUGCUUCUCCAUACCGUUCUUGGUCACUGCAUCAACCCAUCCCCGCCCGCUUCCUCUCCGAGAUGUCGUCCGAAGACGAGCAGCAGCCGCAGCAGCCCCCUGCGAUUAACUACGCUGCUGGGUUCCUUCUCGUUGGUCUGGCCUGGGGCCUCACCACACCGUUUAUCCGCCGCGCCGCCAAAGAUCAUCGCCCACCACCACACCCGCUCCUCGACUCGGACGGCGUCAAGCGCAGCUGGCUCAAGAGCCGUCUCUACGGGGCCUUCUUUGCCGUAAUCGAUCUUCUCAGGAAUCCGCGCUAUGCGGUGCCCCUUCUCAUUAACCUCACCGGAAGCGUGUGGUUUUUCUUGCUCAUAGGGCAGGCCGAACUGAGCUUAACUGUUCCCAUUGUGAACACCCUGGCCUUUAUAUUCACGGUCAUCGGUGACUGGUGGGUGGAAAAGAAAGUGAUCAGUCGAGAGACGGCGAUUGGCAUGAUCCUCUCGCUUUGUGGAAUAGGGCUUUGCGUUCAGAGCAAGACUGGUUGAUAGGUCUCGUACAUUGAUAGGACUCGCACACGAAUCCCGGUCCCAAUUCCUGUUUUCCCCUACCCAAGUUGCUAUUUCCCUUUCAGACGCCCUUAGACCAAAUUAAGCCGACUUCUGAAGAGUGUGGUGUCUUGUUCUGCGGCGCAUACAAGGCCAUCUUGAAAUAAUAGAUACAAGAAGAGAUGAAAUCUGAAAUAUGGUCCGACAAAAUCCUGCGCCGGGCAGUUUCGUCUGUCCCACCAUGGUCCUAUUUUCUGUAUGCGCCUUUUAUCCCGAUUCCCUGACCCGCUUCACGCAUCGCUGUAUUUACAAAAGAGAAGCGUAUCCAG